UUGCCGGGAGCGCGGGGAGGAGCGAAGGGGCCUUGAGGGCUCCCUGAAACUGUGGGUCUGGCGGCCCGCGGCAGAAGCGAUCGUAGCUCGCUGGCCAGAGACGGAGUAGUGUUCCCAGAACUGCCGGAGGAGUCGGCCUAAAGGGCGGAUAGACAGACGGCAGGGAGGGCCAGCAUGCACCUACUGUUGCACCCCGCCUGGCCGCUGCUCCUCGGCGCCACGCUGACCUUCCGGGCACUCCGGCGCGCGCUCAGUCGCCUGCCCCUGCCCGCUCACGUGCGCACCGACCCCCUGCGCACCUGGCGUUGGCAUAACCUACUUGUCUCCUUCACCCACUCCAUUGUAUCAGGGAUCUGGGCACUGCUGUGCAUAUGGCAAACCCCUGAAAUGCUAGUGGAGAUCGAGACGGCAUGGUCACUUUCUGGCUACUUGCUUGUGUGCUUCUCCGCAGGAUAUUUCAUCCACGACACGGUGGACAUUGUGCUUAGUAAACAGACUAGAGCUUCUUGGGAAUACCUUGUUCAUCAUGUCAUGGCUAUGGGUGCCUUCUUCUCUGGUAUCUUUUGGAAAAGCUUUGUUGGUGGGGGCGUCUUAACACUCCUGGUGGAGGUCAGCAAUAUCUUCCUCACACUGAGGAUGAUGAUGAAGAUAAACAACGCACAGCAUCUCCUCCUCUACCGCAUCAACAAGUAUGUCAACCUGGUUAUGUACUUUCUCUUCCGCCUGGCCCCCCAAGUCUACCUCACCAAGUUCUUCCUGCGGUAUGCUGGCGAGAGAACCCUGGGGACAUUUUUGUUGGUCAUCCUGCUCAUGUUGGACUUGAUGAUCCUCAUCUACUUUUCCCGCCUCCUUCGUUCUGAUUUCUGCCCUGAACGUGCUCCCAGCCGCCAACACAAAGACAAAUUCUUGACUGAGUGAGAAAGGAUAACCCAGGACAUGUGGCAGGGACAGCAAGCACAGCCAACAGCUUUGUAACAUAAACUAGGACUCUCUCUGCCUCAAGCCUGGGUGUAUUCUGGGCCAGCUUUUCCACCUUAAGCCUACACCCACACUAUUGAAAACACUAAUGAAAGCUCUUCUCUUAAGUCCUCUUCUUGGGCAAGGGAUGAGGGAAGCAGACCAACCGGUUGGACACGGUAGGAUGGGUGAGGAUGAGACAGUCAACCCACACCACCCUGAAAUGGAUGCUGGCGACUCUAAAAUAACCCCUCUGCUCUUCCAAACUCUGGCACUGGUUUCACAACAGCCUGUUCCAGGGAUAAAGGAAGGAACUCUUGUAAAGUUUGUGCUCUGAACAUCUGAUGGGGGCAUGCCCCAGGACAACUAACACUGUCUGAAGUAAUAAAUACCUCUGGUACCUGA
Arvicola amphibius (Eurasian water vole) is the source of this 1362-nucleotide messenger RNA. RefSeq names its product TLC domain containing 1 (gene Tlcd1). NCBI's taxonomy places the organism in Eukaryota, Metazoa, Chordata, Mammalia, Rodentia, Cricetidae. The record is from RefSeq and is a predicted model, not a curated record. Bases 175 to 918 code for a protein of 247 amino acids. Gene Ontology annotation, biological process: plasma membrane organization; membrane assembly; regulation of membrane lipid distribution. Gene Ontology annotation, cellular component: plasma membrane. The transcript is spliced from 4 exons.